Molecule: messenger RNA, 2114 nt
Organism: Lachancea fermentati
Lineage: Eukaryota; Fungi; Ascomycota; Saccharomycetes; Saccharomycetales; Saccharomycetaceae
Source: the annotation of a GenBank genome assembly
AUGAUGUUUGAAAAGAUAUCAGAGCGAUUCACAGUUGUUGAUGGCUUCGUUGUGAAGAAAGAAAAGGAUGGGAGCAGGAAAGUGGUGAACGUAACGCGUGGCCUCGCAAGACCGCCAAAAGAGGAACGCGCCAAAAUAGCGGUUCACAGACUGCAAGAUCUGUCGUUCUUUCCUGCCCAAAGUGAUGAGCUUUUUCCAUGCUCUUCUAAAAUGCUUUUCGAAACCGCAGACACCGUACGGAAGCUGUUCUAUAGAUCUCCUAAUGGAUAUAAGGCAGUGGUGAAGCGGCGUACUAAAAGCGCUGACAUCAAAAAAGCACGCGAAUUCGAGGUGAUACCGAUAAACUACCCCCACAAGAAGUUCAGAUUUCUUUAUCUAAACAGCGUGGAUGACGCUUGCAUCAGCGAUCAUCAAGACUCGCGGGCUGAAGCUGUUCUUUACAAAAAAUAAUUCAAUGGUGUUCAAGAUGCUUCAUAUCGAAGAGCUGCCUCUGCUAGACGAAGACUACGAAGUUCUCAAAGAGUAUCAGUUCCAGAGACUAGCCUACGCAAAAGAAUGCGAAGAAAUGUUCCGGCAUGCUUAUGACCUUGCCAUGAAAAAUAACGUAUCGCGUCUUUUGACGCCGAGUUUUGCGGACCGGGUCAACGGAGAGCCUCUUCUCAAGAAACUGCAAUACCAAACCGUCAAAAAAUAUGGAAGAGAUAUGGGUGAAACAUAUUUUGUUCUGGUCAACCUAAAUCGCAUGCCACUGCGGCAAUAUGUACGGGGACUGAGUGUUAACAGUGACCUACUCAAUGACUGCGUUGGGCAGUCGCAUCGCAUUCCCGAAAAGGUAGAGUAUCUUCAUGAGAUGCACCACAAGAUGCUUGCCGAGGAUACCAUGACAGACCUCGUGCACGUUUUGCUUCGGAUGAAGCCACUGACAUUGGAGCGCAAUAGUGACAGUAGAGAAUUGACGGUGGAAAAUCUGUAUCAAAUUCGCAUACACUUGCAGUCGUUCAUGACGUGGAUAAAAUAUAGUGAGUUUUCUCAGCAGCUCAACGGGUCUGAGGAGUCGUUUGAGGAGGGCGGAUCGACGAUAUGGAGACAUCUUCGAAGGCUGUUUCGAAUCGUGGCAAAAGAAGCCGACAAAACACCGAGAUACAGCAUCGAAUACUACGGAAGCGACAGCGUGCGCGUGGCGGGCAAGGAGUUUUCGCGAGGGUACAUACGAAGCUUCUACUACGAGGUGAAACAGCAGUUCGACGAGCUGUGGGAAGAAAUAGACAAGGUGUACUUGCUGGGAACAAUCAAAACGGUUGGGGAUAUGCUGCUGGAGAGUAGAUUUCUGAAAGUCGAGAACAAGGGCGAACCUUUCUUUUCAAUAGAAUCCCUUUUUCCUACCGGCGAGCGCAUUUCGCUCUUUCCAUCUCCACGAACAAGACCAACAGUCUUGCAUAUCACCACGGUUCUCGAUGCAAUUGAUAAAAUGACGGUUCUGCUCAUAUGGAGCCGGGCCUCCGUAUCGGUACCCCGAACUCCAGACGCUGGCGUACGCCGGAAAACAGCGAAACAUAUUCAUAGACAUGGAGACCAGAUGCGUGCAAAUCCGAACCAACUACAACAAAAAUGGAAAGUUUACCAAUAUCGUGAAACUGCUCGACAGGUGCACGUCCCGAUACGUUAUAUACUACAUCAUGGUGCUGAGGCUUCUUCAGAGACGUCUAUUAGGGGAGGAUUACGCUGCAUGCCAUGCGCUCAAUGGGGAUGACAGCUACGAUCACGACAUUCAGUUUGUCGAGGGCUGCCAGGACCUGUCGGCCAAGGCGAUCUCAAAAAUGAUGCUAAACCAGUUUAUUUUUCUGGAUACACAGGAAGGGCGGCUGAUGGGGUACUGGCGAUUCCAACAAUUUUUUGAAUUGCAUCCCACAGAGACCGCUGCAGCAGAGCGUCUCAAUCUGCGGGAAAUGAGACACGGCCUAAUAGCGCUGACUAGACGGUAUGUGGAUAAUGAAAAGUCGAUGGCCGAGAUACUGGCCAUGGCCGUGAGUGAAGCGGGAGCAGGACAUUCGGUGCUCACUGGCGAGCAAGUGUAUGCGUCGAAUGCGUUUUCCUUUGAGAGUUUAUGUGGACCG